This is a messenger RNA of Humulus lupulus (European hop), 1359 nucleotides long. RefSeq lists its product as uncharacterized. The transcript has 4 exons. Lineage: Eukaryota; Viridiplantae; Streptophyta; Magnoliopsida; Rosales; Cannabaceae. The record is from RefSeq and is a predicted model, not a curated record. The coding region runs from base 1 to 1359 and encodes 452 amino acids.
AUGUAUUCUCUUGAUAUUAGAGUAUAUACUAGUCUAUUAAUACAUUGCAUUGCUCAAGCAUCAAAUCAGGCAGGCAGAUUUUACAUUACAUUUGUGUAUGGAUUUAAUGAUGAGCUGAACAGGGAAAGGUUGUGGAAAGAUAUUAAGGGACUGGCCUCUCAUAUUGAUGAGGCCUGGAUGAUACUAGGAGACUUCAAUGAGAUACUCAAUCAGAAUGAAAGAAUAAGUAAAAAGGUCAACAAAAAACCUUCUCCAAGCUUUUGGGAUUGCAUGAUAUAUUGCCAAAUGGAAGACCUAAAAUUCUCAGGGUGUUUCUACAUUUGGAAUAACAAGCAACAGCCUGAUGAUCGAGUGUAUUCAAAGAUAGAUCGAGCUCUGUUGGAGGAGAAUUUGGGGAAGAAGCCUCUCAGAUAUUUUAGAAUGUGGAAGGAGGCUUCCACUUAUGUGGAAAAAGUUAAAACCAGUUGGACUGAACCAAUUAAAGUUACUGAGAUGUACAAGUUGGUUAAGAGAUUGAAACAGGUUUUCUUGGACAUCAAUCGAGAAGGUUUCAAUGACAUUCAAAAGGCAGAGUUUCAAGAAAAACAAAGUCUGAUGGAGAUUCAGGAAGACUUGCACAAAGAUCCUCUCAAUGUUACAUUUAUGGAGCAAGAGCAAUUGGUUAGGGAUAGGUAUACACGGUUGCAUAAAGCCUAUAUUUUGUUUUUAGCACAGAAAGCUAAAGCAAAUUGGAUUCUUAAUGGAGAUGAAAAUACUUCUAUAUUCCAUGCCUCCUUGAAAGCUAGAAGAACUCAUAAUAGAAUUCACUCAAUUAAGAAUGAGGAAGGCUUUUGGGUGGACACAGCAGAUGGGGUUAAAGCUGCAUUUCUGGGGUACUAUCAAAGACUAUUAGGGACAGCUAUAAAUAACAUAAUGAAAAUUUUCCAGUCAAUUGUGGAGUUAGGCCCUGUCAUUUCUGAUGCUCAUUCUCGGUUACUUCAAGCAGAAUUUACAACACAGGAAGUUAAAGAGGCAAUCUUCUCAAUCCCAGGGAUGAAGGCACCUGGCCCUGAUGGAUUUAGCAGCUUUUUCUAUCAAGAUUAUUGGGAUUUGGUUGGUUCUGAAGUAAGUUUUGUUGUUUUAUCAUUCUUAAACACUGGUCAGCUUCUGAAGAUAUUAAUGCAACGUCUAUCACUCUCAUUCCAAAGACAAAAUUUCAUGAUAAUGGGUCUAAAGCUUUUCUCAUCGACAUCUGGUUUGCUGCCAAAUGAGACCAAAUCCGCAGUAUACUGUAGUGGUAUGGUUGAUUCUGAGGUUCGCAGAGUGCUGGAGGUUUCAGAUUUCACUAGAAGUCAUCUACCUUUCAGGUCAGUGCUAUGA